Messenger RNA from Sus scrofa (pig), 1831 nucleotides. RefSeq names its product CTD nuclear envelope phosphatase 1 regulatory subunit 1 (gene CNEP1R1). Gene Ontology annotation, cellular component: cytoplasm; Nem1-Spo7 phosphatase complex. Lineage: Eukaryota; Metazoa; Chordata; Mammalia; Artiodactyla; Suidae. The record is from RefSeq and is a predicted model, not a curated record.
AGGCAAGGGGCGGUGCGACGGGAAGGGGCAGAGGGGAGCGGUUAGAGGUGGGAGUUGGCGCUGCGGGCCGGGCGGGGGCCGUGGAGCUGAGAUGCGGACGGGGCCGUGGCGGUGACCCGAGCUGCCGCCCGACAUGAACUCGCUGGAGCAGGCGGAAGAUCUCAAGGCUUUUGAGAGGAGACUUACUGAAUAUAUUCAUUGUUUGCAACCUGCCACUGGACGUUGGAGAAUGCUUCUUAUAGUGGUAUCUGUCUGUACAGCUACUGGUGCCUGGAACUGGUUAAUAGAUCCCGAGACGCAAAAGGUGUCUUUCUUCACAUCGUUAUGGAAUCAUCCAUUUUUCACGAUUAGCUGUAUCACUCUAAUAGGCUUGUUCUUUGCUGGAAUACACAAGAGAGUAGUUGCACCGUCAAUUAUAGCUGCUCGAUGUCGAACUGUAUUAGCAGAGUACAAUAUGUCUUGUGAUGAUACAGGAAAACUAAUUUUGAAACCUAGGCCUCAUGUUCAAUGACAAUCCGCAUUCAUUGUUCUGGGACUUAAAACAACCUUCCUUGGGAUGAGUGAUACAGCAGAAAGCCAUAAAGGAUUCCUUUUGCAGUUGGAUAUGUGAAGGUCAUAGCAACAAUGGACAAGAAGUGUGCAAUAUUCCCCAGAACAUCUUCCUGAUGAUGACUCACGCUAUCAGUACUUUGGUACUUUUGAUUAUCUGUGUUUCAGUAUUAGUGUCACUUUAGUACUUCAGGUCCUGCAAGGAGUUUUGCAGAUGAAGUAUGUAUGUAUGUUACUAAGUUAAACUUAGAAACAGAACCUCAUCCAGUUUUUAUAAUGUAUUUUUGCAAACUACUGUAAAUAGCAAAUCAAUGCCAAUGUUAAGGAGGAAAUGUUAUGUGGACUUUGUUCUGCACCAGUAUUUCAGGAACAUCUGCUUGCCGUCUCCACAGCUCUUUAAAACCGGCUAUUAUGUAUAGCUGUGCCUUUCACUCUUUUAAUCAUAGUGCAGGAAAAGCACCAGAUUGAGCUUAGACUGAGGAAGACUCAUCUCCAUUAUGUUGUAAGAAAUUGUAGCUGUUUUGAGAAAUAGUUUUUGUUAAACCAGAAUAGUGAACUUCAGCCACUACAGUGAUACUUUCCAGUUUGCUGUUUUCACUUAAUAUAUGCUUAUUAAUAUAUACUUUCAUUUAAUAUACUUGAUAUUUUUUUAAUGAUUUUAAGAACACUCCAGAGGCUUCUGAAUAGACAAGUUUAGUUCCAAAUUAUGUAUUAUCUGGGAAUGUGAUCGUCAUUGUUUUAGAUAAUUGGAUUUUAUGCUGCGGUAGGCGUGCUGUUGCAGUAGUAUUGUGCAGGUGUGAUUGAUCAUUCACUCCAUCACAAGGAUAACUUGGGAGCAGUGCCACAAACCAGUCUUCAAUUCUCACUGUUUAGAGAGUGUUAAUGACAUACUGUGUAUGCAUAUUAGCCACAUAGACUAUAAUAACCCUUAAAAUUAAACUAUUGGAAUUGCUGUAAAUAUUUUAAAGAACUGGAGGUGCCUUUUACCUGUUUAUUAGAAGAUUUUGAAAAGGUUUAAAUUAUUUCAUGAGCAGUCUUUUACAUUUCAUUUAACGAAAGCUAAAAAUUCAAAGACAAGACAAAAACUUUUUAAUAAGACUACAUUUAAAUGUGUUCAUCUUGGCUUUCACGUGUAUAAAAUUUCAUCCUUGGAACUGCAGCAAUAAAACCCUCUGCUCCUACGAAGUCUUAAGAGGGUAUGAUGUAUAUUCUGCAUUGUUUUAUUUUCUGUAAAUUUUGUAGGUAAAUAUGUGCAUAAAAAUAAAUACUUUAUAUAUACUUA